Monascus purpureus is the source of this 677-nucleotide messenger RNA. NCBI's taxonomy places the organism in Eukaryota, Fungi, Ascomycota, Eurotiomycetes, Eurotiales, Aspergillaceae. The record is from the annotation of a GenBank genome assembly.
GGGUAAUGGAUGGCAAAUGCCUGCGGAUAUGUGGAAUCUUGGUGUUCUGUUAUGGGAUAUGAUCGAAGGCAAAGAGCUAUUUCGGCAUAUCUAUGAUCAACAAGGUUGCUACGAUGCAAAACUACACAUCGCUGAAAUAAUAGCGCUACUUGGUCCACCUCCUCUAGAAGUCAUACAAAGGUAUCAAUACAUGCGAGAGUACUCGUGGCCAGAACCUGUCCGGCAAGAAGAUGGCAGGGUAUGCGAGACUGCGGAGGAGUACUUCUGUGGGCCAUUCUUUGACAAUGCUGGUCACUUUCUCUAUGAAGACCUGAUCCCCGACCGGAAACUAGGCGACACAGUUUCCUUCCUUGAGGGAGAGGAGAAGGAAACAUUUUUGGAUCUCGCCAAGGGAAUGCUUGUCUGGCAUCCAGAUGCAAGAAAAACGGCAGGAGAACUGGCGAGACAUCCUUUUCUCCAACCAAAGCAAACAACCACCUGAUUUCUGCGAGCAUUUGCUAGCGGAAUGACUUGAAAUCAUGGUUGAUCCCAAGUUCGACAGUGCCACCAGAUGACCGGUUGAAGCGUUGACGUUUGUCUUUUUAGAAUAACAUUUAGUGGAGUCAGUUGAUCCGUCUUGAUCAGAAAGUGAUAGAAUUAUAUUCUAAAUAGCAUCAAUCAUAAUUUCAUCAGGGAGA